GGCCACCUGCCCAGGAAACUUGUUGGUUGUUUCCCUCGGAUCUCUCCGGGACGGGAACACGGAACAGGGGCAUGGAAGAUCCGUCGGGCGCUCGCGAGCCCCGGGCCCGGCCAAGGGAGCGGGACCCGGGCCGGCACCCCAACCCGGACCGAGACCGCGCCCACGAGCGACACCGGAACCGACCCAGGGACCCGCAGACGGAGCGAAGCAGCGACGGGAACCGGCGAGGGGACCGGGAUCGGGAGAGAGACCGAGAGAGGGACCGGGAUCGGGAGAGAGACCGGGAGAGGCACCGGGAAAGGGAGAGAGACCGGGACCGAGGCCCCCGCCGGGACAGACACAGGGACUCGGGCCCUCGGGCAGGUGAACACGGAGUUUGGGAAAAGCCGCGCCAAAGCUGGACGCGGGACGGAGCCCGGGGACCAACCUGGGACGCAGCCGCGCCUCCUGGGCCUGCGCCCUGGGAAGCCCCGCAGCGGCCGCCGCAGAGGAAGGGGGACCCCGGGCGCCGCGCACCCGAAAGUGAACCCCCUUCAGGGAGAUAUCUGCCCUCAACCCCCAAGCCUGGACAAGAGGAGGUGGAAUAUUACCAGUCAGAGGCGGAAGGACUCCUGGAAUGCCAUAAAUGCAAAUACUUGUGCACUGGGAGAGCCUGCUGCCAAAUGCUGGAGGUUCUCCUGAACUUGCUGAUCCUGGCCUGCAGCUCUGUGUCUUACAGUUCCACAGGGGGCUACACAGGCAUCACCAGCCUAGGGGGCAUUUACUACUACCAGUUUGGAGGGGCUUAUAGUGGCUUUGAUGGUGCUGAUGGGGAGAAAGCCCAGCAGCUGGACAUCCAAUUCUACCAGCUAAAGCUGCCCACAGUCACUGCGGCAAUGGCCUGCAGUGGAGCCCUCAUGGCCCUCUGCUGCCUCUUCAUUGCCAUGGGUGUCCUGCGGGUCCCCUGGCAUUGUCCGCUGUUGCUGGUGACCGAAGGCUUGUUGGACGUGCUCAUCGCUGCAGGGUACAUCCCAGCCUUGUACUUCUACUUCCACUACCUCUCUGCUGCCUACAGCUCUCCUGUGUGUAAAGAGAGGCAGGCGCUGUACCAAAGCAAAGGCUACAGUGGCUUCAGCUGCGGUUUCCACGGGGCAGAUAUAGGAGCUGGAAUCUUUGCUGCCCUGGGCAUUGCGGUCUUUGCCCUGGGGGCUGUCCUGGUCAUAAAGGGUUACCGAAAAGUCAGGAAGCUGAAGGAGAAGCCAGCAGAAAUGUUUGAGUUUUAAGAGUUUCUAAAAUGCUCUGCAAGAUGCAAGUGAUGGAAGGUAGUCUGAGCCACUGUCUUUCCCAAGAAUCCUUCAUUGUGGAACUUUCCAAUGCUGGAAAAGCAGCAAGCCAGCCUUGAUGUGGUGGGCGGAGCUUCCAGUUGCAUGGAGCAGUGUUCAUGGAUGCAAAAGUGUUGUGGAGUCCUCUGUGAAUGAGGAACCAACCAAAAUUAUUCUUCAAAAAGAAAAAAAAAAAAAAAAGGCCCAGCUUGGUGACUCACGCCUGUAAUCCCAGCACUUUGGGAGGCCGAGGCAGGUGGAUCAUUUGAGGUCAGGAGUUCAAGACCAGCCUGGCCAACAUGUUGAGCCAUGUCUCUACUAAAAAUACAAAAAUUAGCUGGGUGUGGUGGUACAUGCCUGUAAUCCCAGCUACUCAGGAAGCUGAGGCAGGAGAAUCACUUAAACCUGGGAGGUGGAGGUUGCAGUGAGCCAAGAUCCUGCCGCUAUACUCCAUACUGAGUGACAGAGCAAGACUCCAACUCAAAAGAAAAAAAAAAUGCCAAAAAACUGGAGCCCAAGAGCCACAAGGAAAAGACGUGUGCUACAACAGAAUGCACUUCUUCAUUCAGUAAAGGGAGAUCACCAAGAGAAUUUGAGGAAUGUUAUCUUCAAAGUUCUCAGGCAGAGUGGCCCACACCUAUAAUCCCAGCGCUUCGGGAGGCUGAUGUAGGAGGAUUGCUUGAACCCAGGAGUUCAAGUUUGCAGUGAGCUAUGAUUGUGUCACUACACUCCAGCCUGAGCAACAGAGUGAGACCUUAUUGCCAAAAUACCAAAAAAAAAAAGUUCAUGGAGAGCCACAUAGACAUAAGACCACACUUCAGUUUGAAUUUUUCUAAACACUCUCAAGCAGAUCAGCCCACACGUUUUUUCACACUGAACUCUUUAGUCCUUCCCCUUUCUUAAUUAUGCAAAUGGAGCGGGUGGGGACUCUUGGGGAAACUACUCCUGUUAAAUUUAAGUUGGAGGUAGGCGUGGGCUGAGGAAAGAGGAAUCAGAUUAAUUCUCUGGGUUGCAAAGAGGCUGUUCUGCAGGCCCCUUCCAGUGGCCCCGUAAACUCAAUAAGUGUUUUGUGCCUCUUGUCAAUGUGGCAUUGUAUGAAGCAUUAAACCCAACAUCUAGAAUUCAGGAUCCAUCCAAAAUAAAAGAAUGUGAAUUCUUUCCCAACAGAAGAGUUACUUUUGCCCAGGCAACUUUGUGGGUUCUUAUUUCUUAUUGCACAUUAAGUUAUGAGAUACGGAACAUUACAGUAUAUUCUUGGUCCAAGUGAAUAAGUUCUUUGCUUUAUGUGAAUCCAAUAAAGAAAUCCAAAGAAUUUUAA
Messenger RNA from Cebus imitator (Panamanian white-faced capuchin), 2619 nucleotides. RefSeq names its product MARVEL domain containing 3 (gene MARVELD3). Bases 72 to 1262 code for a protein of 396 amino acids. The record is from RefSeq and is a predicted model, not a curated record. Gene Ontology annotation, cellular component: membrane. The transcript is spliced from 3 exons. NCBI's taxonomy places the organism in Eukaryota, Metazoa, Chordata, Mammalia, Primates, Cebidae.